Molecule: messenger RNA, 10355 nt
Organism: Phyllopteryx taeniolatus (common seadragon)
Lineage: Eukaryota; Metazoa; Chordata; Actinopteri; Syngnathiformes; Syngnathidae
Gene: rbms3
Product: RNA binding motif, single stranded interacting protein
Exons: 14
Coding region: 1103-2353 (416 amino acids)
Cellular component (GO): nucleus; cytosol; ribonucleoprotein complex
Molecular function (GO): poly(U) RNA binding; poly(A) binding; mRNA 3'-UTR binding
Source: RefSeq, a predicted model, not a curated record
GAGAAGGGAAGAAAGAGAGAGAGAGAGAGAGAGAGAGAGAGAGAGAGAGGUGAGUGAUCGAGAAAGCGUAUGCGAGGGAAUGAGAGAGCAACUGUGUGACAGAGGCGAAGAGAACGAGGCAGGCUGCUUAGACAAUUGAGAGAGCAGAAAGGAGGAAAUAAGGAACAUAUAUUUCCAGAGCAGGAAGAGGGAGGAACGCAGACGAGGGGCUCUUUCUCUUCUAGCCGCAAGGGGCACAGUCACUACUUUUAUCCACUUGUACAUGAAACCGAGUGGACUGGACUAACCAAUUAGUGGAUUUUUAAUACUCAUUUCUGCAUCCUUAGGAAACUGGAACAAUUCCUUUGUGCUUUUCUUGUAUUGCAAGUCAGAGGACAGUCCGUGUCUGUGCUUGCAUCUUCGUGUGGUCUGUUCUGUGCACAAAGUGCAUCUGUCGGUGAUCGGUGCUGAGGAUAUCUCCCCUCUGUCAUACAAGACACCGUUGGAUCAGACUACAGAGAGGAGAGAGAGCGUGUGUGCACGAGAGAGAGAGAGAGAGAGAGAGAGAGCAUCAGAAUCAGUGUGUGCAUGAGAGAGAGGACCAUUAAAGCCAAGGCAAAAGUGAAAUAGCUCGAAUAGAGAAGGGAACCCAUACCUCCUUUCCCUGUUUUCCUUUGCCAUUCCUUUCCCUCCUCUCUUUUUCCUCCUGUUCCUCUCCCAUUCACCAAACCUUCACAGGACCGCUUGCUUCUCUUCGCAACUUCUCUUUCCUCUCCAUCAUUUACCUCUCCCUGAUCACACCUUAUCCAAUACUCGCGGUGGAAGAGCGUGCCACUCCUGGAUCAAGAACUUGAGGGAGUAUUUCCAUCCAUCCAGGAACGAGAGACUGAGGGACAGUCUGCCUUAUACGGAGCACAUUAAGACAUUUGCCAUCCGUUUCCCAGCUGUUGUGCAGCACACAGACAUUGGCUUCCCUCUUGUGGACCCACUAGUGACAGCAGUGUGGACAAGGAAGAAAGGAUUCCUACAAGCUAUCCACUCCUCCACUAUCACUGUUUGCGACUGAGCAGCUCCCUCCCCCUGUGUCACCAUUCCCUGCCUCAGUGCUAAGGAUUCCAGCUACAUGGGCAAGCGAUUGGAGCAGCAGCCAAUGUACCCUCAGUACACCUACUACUACCCCAAUUAUCUCCAGACUAAGCAGCCCUAUGCUCCACCCCCUCAUCCCAUGGCUCCUCCCAGCCCCAGCACCAACAGCUGCAGCCACGGAGCGGCAGAGCAGCUGAGUAAGACCAACCUGUACAUCCGAGGCCUGCCACCUGGGACCACCGACCAGGACCUCAUCAAGCUCUGUCAACCGUAUGGAAAGAUAGUGUCAACAAAGGCCAUUCUGGAUAAGAACACCAACCAGUGCAAAGGCUAUGGCUUUGUUGAUUUUGACAGCCCAGCUGCAGCACAGAAAGCCGUGUCGUCUCUCAAAGCCACCGGGGUGCAGGCGCAAAUGGCCAAGCAACAGGAGCAGGACCCUACCAACCUGUACAUCUCGAACCUGCCCAUCUCAAUGGACGAGCAGGAGCUGGAGAACAUGUUGAAACCUCUGGGUCAUGUCAUCUCCACCAGGAUACUGAGGGAUGCCAACGGAGUCAGCAGGGGAGUUGGCUUUGCCAGGAUGGAGUCGACAGAGAAAUGUGAAGUCGUGAUCCAGCAUUUCAAUGGAAAAUACCUAAAGACCCCACCAGGAAUUCCAACUCCCACGGAGCCGUUGCUGUGUAAAUUUGCCGACGGAGGCCAAAAGAAGCGGCAGAGUCAGGGCAAGUACCCUCAGAAUGGGAGGCCAUGGCACAGAGAAGGCGAGACUGGCAUGGCAUUAACAUAUGAUCCUGCUGCAAUGCAGAAUGGGUUCUACUCCUCGCCUUACAGCAUCGCCACCAACCGCAUGAUCGCACAGACCUCCAUCACGCCCUUCAUCACUGCGUCCCCCGUUUCUACAUAUCAGGUCCAGAGUACAUCAUGGAUGCCUCAUCAACAAUAUGUUAUGCAACCUACAGGUGCAGUGAUCACGCCAGCCAUGGACCACACUAUGUCCAUGCAGCCUGCCAGCAUGAUGGGCCCCCUUACCCAGCAGAUGAACCAUCUGUCCCUGGGCACCACAGGAAGUUACAUGACUGCCGCCGCCGCUGCAGCGCCUAUGCAAGGGACCUACAUUCCCCAGUACACUCCUGUGCCUCCAACAGCCGUCCCUGUCGAAGGAGUGGUGACGGAUGCCUCCCCCCAAACAGUGGCUCCCUCAUCACAGGAGGUGACUGGCCAGCAGCAGCAGAUUCAGGUGGACGCUUCCGCCGACCACGUUUCUGCUUACUCGUACCAGUCCAAAUAGCAACCACCUGAGAGAAUGUUCCUGUGACAGCGUUGCCUUGAGACAGAAGGUGGCUGCACUGUGAAUGUGAGUGGGGGGACAUAGGGGAAGGAAAAAAAAAAAAAGAGAUUGCUUCCAGAUUGCCCAGGCACCAAAAAAGAGACACUUUUUUCAUUUUCUACCUGGUCAACUAGGGGAAGAAAAAAAAAAGAAAACAAGGAAGCAGUGGAUGCUGAGAAAGGGGUUUGGGAUAUUGUGGGGCACAGUGCAAAGAAGUGAAAUUGUUAAGUGUGAAAACCUGCCUGAAGGGCUGGGCUGACGCUAGAAAAUUUUCUCAAAGAAAAUUCUCAACCAAUUUAACAAAGAAAAAAAGCAAAAACAACAAAAAAUGUACAGACAAAAGACAAAAAAAAGGUUGAAUGUGAAGGUGAAGUUUAUUUUGUAAUUAGAACGGGGGAGUCAUGUUUGAGAUACACACAGAGAUUGUCUUCCUCAGAUACUAAGCUACAAGUUGUUUUCGAUAUUUUUUAUGUUCUAGUGUUAAAUUUUAGUUUUCUAGAUAUAUUUGAAAACAAAGUGUUUUUUUCUUUCUUGAAUCUUCAUGGCCUUAAUUUCAAGGGCGCCAGAGACUUUGUGCAAGUUCAAGUCUGACGUCUGGUUGGGGGUGGUGGGAAAACACAACAGAAACAUAAGCGAAUCGGUAUUUUGGACCACUUGGAAGGUUCAAGAAACUGGACUAGUCAUUUAAAGAGGAAACAGAAUCUAUCACUUAGCUGUACAGAUUUAAUAGAGAGGAGCUUUUUUUUUUUUGUUUACAAGAAGAAUGCUUUGAUAAUGAUUAUGUCGGAGGUAACUAUGUGUUAAAAGAACUAAAUGCCUGUUACAGAAAGACUUGCGCUCUGAAGAGAUUCUUCACAAUGAGGAAAGAAAAAAUAUAUGAGAAAACGUGCUGCGUGCAGAUGCAGUCUGUCAGCAAAACGCUGAACUUGCUUUUUUUAUGGUCAUCCUUAUUAUUUACCAAGCAAUGUUGCUGUCAAUGACGUUACAGCUUUUUAUCUGCCACAUUUUACAUUUUUUAUGAGCUUGGAGAUGUUUUUAGCCCGCUUUGCUUGUCACACUGCAAAUCUUAAUAAAAACAAGGGGAAAAAAAGAUAUAAAAUGUACAAAAACCUACAAAAAACUCUGGCAGUGAAACAAAAACAGUAGAUAGAGGAUAGGAGCUUAUGGUUGAGAUCAAUCAGUGCAAAAGCAAUAGAGGAAAUUGUUGACAAUUUCUGUAGUUUUUCCUAGUUGUGGAUCAAAUGCAGCCCACGGAUGGCCAUUUUUAUACCAAAGAUGAAGAUACACUCUGAACCAGAGGUUGUUGUUUUUUUCCGUCUCAUUUUUUCUGUUGGUUGUUGUUGAUGUUAAUGAUGUUGUUGAUGUUGAUAUUGCUGUUGUUCUUGUUGCUGUUGUUGUUGCUCUUGUUGUUGUUUUUUUAUUUGACCUUGAUGGCCGGACCAGAACUUAAGGAUCCUUCAUAACACGUACACACACACACACACACACACGCAUAUACACUUUUUUUUGGGGUAACAUUGUACAGGGAAAUUCGUCUCAACUGAUUGGGGAAUGUUGCUUAAUCCGCCCUGCUCUCGUCGCAAUAUUUUUUUUUCCAGCUUGCCCCUUCUUCACUUCAUGUUCUAAGUUUAAACCAAAAUAAAAUAAUGAGGGUUGUUUACUGCAUUCUUUACAUCAUAUAUACAUAGUCACCAGGGGUGUAACGAUUCAUCCACGACAUCGAUGUAUUGCUUUAUCGAUCUGUGCUCGGCAUGAGACCUUCCAGACAAAAUGUAUCGAUUAUAAAUCGUUUUUAAAUGGAAAUCAAUGGCUUAUAUCGAUACUAGGAAAUAACAGCAUUGGAUUUAAGCACACCAGACUUUAUAUGGAUGCAUGUGUAUGACUCGACUCGGUGCACAAUGAAGCCUUUCAAGCAAGCUUAGUUGAGCAUGCUAGCGGCUAACAUAGAGACCAACGCAUUGCUAAGCAUAGAUCAAGUGUAAGCGUCAAGUCUUGUGAUUUUCAUGUAAAAAUGUGUCAAGUAAAAGUGCUGAGAGCGUUGCUGAAUGUGCGACCAACUGUGACCGUCGAUGAAAUAUUUAGCUUUUGAAAGAAUGAUAGCAGAGUGCGUGGAGGAACAAAAGAGGACAACGAGAAAAAAUAUCAACAGUUUUCAAGCCUCACGUUGUGUUACAAAGAGCAGAUUUGUUCACGUUUACUAGCCCAAUAUGUGUAAUUGACAGUAUUGCUAAAACCUUUUCCUCGUGGAAACUUCACGGUGCUGCGUUUCUAGUCAGUAUAUUAAACUUUGGAACAGGGAUUCUGUAACUUUUUGGGUCCAGCCACGAAUCGAAUUUAUUUGAUACGAAUCAAAUUAUUGUUCAAAUGAAUUGUUACACCCCCUAAUAGUCACAUACAUAGCCAACAAACAAUUAUUGUGGAACAUCUGAAUUUAACUGUAACUGUUUCUAAAUUGGUACAAACAACCACUUUCUAUCGGUGAGCUCACAUCUUAUCUCGCAAGGCAUCAGCUCAGUGAGUAUCUAAAAGAUUCAAAGCUGCAUUUUGUGUUUUAUUUGGCUUGAAGUGUGGUUUUGAGUGAUUCAUUCCAAAUGCCACCACAGAAGUAGUUAUCAUUGAUGCCAAAUGGGGGAAAAUGUGAUUUGAAUGAGACUACUGUAGAACUGAAAAAGGCAGGAUAAGCAUUGUAUUCCUGGCGGGUCAAUACAUUUAGGCAAAAGCGAAAAGAGGGCUAACCGAAUGUACCUGAGGGAUUGUGACAGCCAUUCCAAAAUGUUUGUCAGUUUCUACCUUGACCUAAUUGUCAGUCCCAACCCUCGUUGGGUUGCACAAACAACCACAGCUCAUCUCAUUGGACCUUUCCAUCCACAAGGUACAUAAGGUUUCAAUCAUUUCAUUCAAAUUGCCUGCUGGGCAUGUCUGUCCACUUUAACGCAGUCUAACACCCCUCACCCACAAUGGUGCUCGAGCUUUUUUCUCCCUGCUUCACUAGCAUCACUAAUGUGCAAUGGCCAAGACAGGAUCCUUCGCUCUAAUUUUCCAUUCACCGUCAUUCCCUCCCUCGUGCCCCCUCUCAUGCCCUCUAUGAGUUUUUUUUUUUCUUUUUCUUUAUUUGGUGGUGCAGAAGCAGAACCACAAACCAAUUUCGGUCGUCCUCUCAAUGAGGCUUGACGGGUCCAAUUUGUCUCCCUCUGGGACAAUGCGAUCCACUCCGGUGUCCCUCAAGAUAACAAUUUCUUCCAGAUAAAAAGGGAGCUUUGUGUUUGCCAAUGAUUGCAAUUGAGCCCUAGUUGCUUAUUGAACCAUUCAAAUCUUAAGUCCGAUGUUGCUGCACUGCAUUUUGGGAAAUGAUAACAAUCACUAUCACAGGUUCCAGAUUGCAAUUAAUGGCAUAUUCUAUCUGAGAUAGUUAUUGAUUUCAUAGUGGAAUAUGUUGAGCACCAAAUGACCCAUGGAGGACUGGAUGCAGAAUGAUACCCAACAUCAAAGUGGAAAACUGAGAUCACAAAGUAACCCAAAUGUGAGUUUUCUCAAGACAGCUACAUAAUGUAGCUCAGUAGAUUGUAUGGCCUCCACGUGCUUAUAUGUCCACCAUCUGCACUGCAAAAAUACAAAAUCUUGCCAAGAAUAAUAUUAUUUCUCGUCAAAAAUAGUCUGAUUACACUUAAAAUAACAUUCAUCACACUUAAAAUAAGACUCAACCUCUAAAAGGUAACUUGUUUUGAGAGUUUUACUUUUACUACUACUGUAACUAGAGAAAUAUGCCAUUGUAAAUAAGAAACAAAUAAAUCAUUCCACUGACAAUUCUUUUCUACUUAUUUACCAAUUAGAUUGAAACAAGUGAGAAUUGUCUAAAACCAAGUUACUUUUUAGGUGAUAAGUCUUAUUUUAAGUGUAAUCCGAUUAGUUUUGAUUUGAAAUCAGACUUUUUACAGUGUGGGAAUGCUCCUGAUCUGGUUGUUCUCGUGUUCAUUGGGAAAUGCCAAUCAGGGUGCAUGGUGCCAGGCUGUGAGCGCAGGCCUCACUUGUGGACAUUGGAUCCUCAUGGCACACUCAUGGAGUCUGUUCAUGACAGUUUGUGCACAAGCAUGCACAUGAGUGGCCUACAGGAGGUCCCUGGCAUUGCUCAAGCUAUCCUUGCACAAAGGAGCGGUCAGGUCCUUCUGCCUCUGUUGCCCUUCUGGGCCCCUUUGCCUGUCUCUUCCACGUGCAUGGCACUGCGCUGAAACACAGCCAACCUUCUGGAUCGGCCACUGGUGGAAGGGUGCUACUUGCCUGUCCUUUGCACAACACCAGAUGAACUUCACUCACGAUUGUGCACUUGCAUCAUAACUGGAUAAGUUGAGAUGCAGGAAGUCUGGUUGACUUGGACUGUAAUGAUUGUGUUCCCCUUAUUUUUAAGCACUGUAUGUUCUUACAAUCAAACUGUAUGCUUAGUGCCUUUUAACAAAGCUUUCAUAUCAUUCUAAAUUGUGUUGUAUUUAAGAAGUAAAGCACAUUGAGUAGCUGGAUUGUAAAGUGUAACACAUGACUACAUGGUGGUAAAGAGGGAGCUGUCACUGGCUUGUGCCUUCAGCAUUGGCUAAACUGUUUCAUCUAUGCAGCCCUUAUAUAUUAAACAGUCUCACUAUUUGCCCCCGUCCUGAGUUGUAAUAGCUCCAGAGGUCAAACCCCAAUAUUCUCUCAGUGACCAUUCAUGAUGGUCACCCUCAUAAUCUUCAAUCAAAUCAACCUCAGCCUUUUUGCUCUUGUAUGACCUGCCACUCGCCAUCCGUACCUGGGCUGUACUCCCUAUGAAAUUCUGGCACAUUACAACUCCCUGGACCCACUUUAAUUUCCUUCCUGUCGUUUCUUUUUCAUCUCCCGUGCGUGCGAGGGGUUGUUUUACUGAGCAAUUCUGUGUUUAUUAACGUGGGUAUGGGUAUGGCUACGGCGUAGCUAUAAAGUUUUCCUGACAUUAAUUAUCCAAAUAGGAGUCAUAAUACAGAAUGUGCACAUUGGCGAGUAUAGCGAUUCCCAGAAAUGGCCUGAAAUUCAAUAGUAAUGGAAUUAUGAGAGAGGGGAGAAAAACACCACAAAUAGGAAGACAUGCAUCAUUUUUGCUAAUGGAGAAUCAAUGCAGAGAAAGAGGCAUGAGUUUGCUCCUGGUACACAUUUAUUAUAGCUCCCCAUAGAUGUGAAAUAUGACCGAGCAAAACAAACAUCAGUGGAGUUUUCUUAAUGGCACACUAGCACGACUGCGGCGGUGUGCUUGCUGCAAAUUGUGUCUCAUUUACAUCGGCUUUUGUCCUCUUCCUCAUCAUCAUUCAUGGAUCAUUUCAACCCUGUUCACAUAUAGACAAUUUGCAGUGGCGUCUGUGUGUUGUCUUCGAAAUCUGUAAAGUGACUGCCCUCUACAGGUGGAAACUUUGCACUUGCAAUUUUUUUUUUUUUUUUCUCUUUCCAUUUUAGGCUCCAUGUACCUGUCUAAUCAUGAUACAGAGACAUAAUGUAACUCUUAGGGGAAUUUUGGACAUAAGGAGUUUUUCAGGAAAAAAAAAAAAUAAUAAUAAUAAUAACAACCUGUGCUCUAUCCGCCUGUCACUCCUGACACAGUGUGUCUUUAGUGUCUUGCAGCUUUGGGUACUUGGACAUUUUCCACAUGAAAGCGAUCACAACUGUCGAAGCGAUGGUCCAGAACAGUAUGUGUGAACAGCACAUUGUCAAGGCUGGCACCAGUGGCCAGAAUGAGUCUGGUGUGUGGGUUAAGAGCCCCUCUAACCUGUGGACCUUACACACAUCCCACAAGUACAAGUAUUGAAUCCGCUACCUCCAAGUGACCAUGGAAGCUCUGAGGUCAAACAUAAUCAGUUCCGGUCAGUUUUAAAAACAACUUUUCACUGACAAAUGAUGAAAUAGAAAGUUUGAACUUCAGAGUCAAACAUUGGCCACAGAUCAUUUUCCCCAUGUAGUACUGUCAGGUUUUCUGACACUUUUAACAGUUAUGACAAAUUUUUUUUUUUUUUUUUUUUUUUUUUUUUUAUAUAUAAAGUGGCACAGUGAAAGACUGGUUAGAGUGUCUGCCUCACAGUUCUUGGGCCGGGGUUCAAUCCCCGCCCCGCCUGUGUACAUGCCAAAAACAUGCAUGGUAGGUUGAUUGAAGACUUGAAAUUGCCUGUAAGUGUGGUUGUGAGUGCAAAUGGUUGGUUGUUUAUGUGUGCCCUGCGAUUGGCUGGCAACAAAUCAGGGUGUACCCCGCCUCCUGCCCAAAGAUAGCUGGGAUAGGCUCCAGCACUCCCGCGACCCUUGUGAGGAUAAGCGCCUCAGAAAAUGGAUGGAUGGAUGGAUGUUUUUUUAUAAAUUGCAAACACCUUUACAGCAACUAUUUAACAGCAACUUAAAACACUAAAUUCUUUAAAAUUUGAUCCUCUGUGACAAAGCUUACUGCUUGUGCUCAAUAAGACCACGCUGACUUUUCUUUCAAUAUUAUUAUUGUUGACUUACUGUCACAUUAGCCAUAUUAUAAGCAUCCAGGACAGAGAUGCAUGUACAGCUUCUCUGAACCACACUUUGUUUUUUUGUCAACACCGGUACUCUUCUGUGGUGGCAUGUAAAACAAAAAUAUAUAUAUAUAAUUUUUUUUUUUUUUCCCCAAAAAAACACCCGUAAUUCUCUUGGUGCUCGCUAAGAUGAUGUCUCAUGAGAUGACGUGUUGACUUUUCUUAAGGGCGUUUGGAUUUUGAGGUUACACUGUUUUGUUUUUUGUGUUAUUGUUUAUUAUACACAUGUUCAUCCCCAAAAGGGGAAUUGCAUUUUCACUCAUGCACCUCACAGAGAACUAGACCACACAACUGCAGGUUUGCAUCCACAGCAAUGGCUUUUGCCCUCACAAUUUCACACAUAAUCUCGGGAAUGGAGAAUAUAACAAACAAAUUUGACUGUAUGUUGUGGUAUUGUAUUUUUCUGUAUAAUGUAUGUGUGAAUUUAGACAGUUUGUUGACAAUGUCUUACCUGCAGGCUGCAGUAAAUGACCCUCAUUUUUUUUCCUCCUUGAAAGUCACAUCAAGUGCUUUUCCUUUUACUACUUUAAAAUGAUACUACUGGAAACAUGCAGUAAAUGUUGCGACGAACUUGGAUAGCUCAUACACUAACUGGAUUUUCUUCACAUGCAUAUGCUAAGAUAUUUGAUUUAAAAAAUAGAAAGAAGAGGAAAAAAGCUGUGUUAUCCACAUCGCCCACUCUUUUUAGGUGAUUUACAGUUUUAUUCCAUUUUAAGUCUGUCAGUCUUCACUCCUCUUUCAGAAGCACUUCAGCCAUCCUUAUGUCUGAAGCAAUGUAGUGUCUGCGCCACACGCGAUGCACAUGAGGCUGCUCCUGUUCGUUCACUUACUUUCGCCUUCAGGUGUAAGCGAGAGCUGUGGCUCAAUAACUCAUCACAAGCCAGGCCAAUACACAUUCGCAUGCACAUAAUGCAGUGAAAAAAUUGCUCCGAGUGCCGCCCACACCCGCUCCCUCACACAAACACACACCAUACCCAAACAAGAACAUAGACCUGCUGCUUUUUAAUUGAUGUUUCGGUUAACUUCUGAUUCUCUAUUGAUUGGCCACACAGGCCUAGAAGCGCAGUCAUGAGUUAAAUCAGCUCCUUGAGAAAUACACCAUGCAUCAAUCAUUAUGAAAGAGGCUGACCAGAUGAAGAUUAUAAAGCGUGAUAAGAUAGGGGAUUCAUUGUAGGGAUAAAACUACUUGGACAGCAGAGCGGCUUUUGUUCUUUUCAUUUCUGUUGAUUUAUUUUAUUUUUUUAACCCACUUGUCUUCAGCACCGGACAGGACGUGGUCACGCCUCGCACAUGCUGCAUAGCGUGUGCGAGCUUUGAGAAGCUAUCUGUACAUCUGUGGAUGUGAACUUGGAUUUAAUGAGUCGUUUUUUUUCCUCUCUCUGAUGAAGCUUUCAAUAAAAAAAAAACUAUCAAAAAGCACACAA